AUGCUGCUUCUGGCAACGUUUACUAGAGCAGCAUCCAGAAUAAAGUCGAGGCUGUCGCUCAGACUAGCCAAGAUCAUCGUGGGUCUCCUUCUAGUCAUAAAUGUUUUUGUUUUGUCGUUUUCUCAUUUCUACGGCUACAAACUCAUCCCUGCCAAAUUUCGAGAUUUCAGCAAAUCGUUGAACAACGAUAAUAAUCAUCCCCAGCAACCCAUAUCCAAUACGCCGCCGGCGCCGAGUACGUCGUUUGAAUCCAAGGUUAAAAAGAAGUUCAAACAGGUGGAAGAUGACCCUGAAAGAUUUUGGUUAGCAAAGACAGACAUCACCGAACCAGUGGUUGAUGUGGAAAUAUCUCAUUUUCUUGCAGAAAAGGAGUCGGAAAACAGUUGGGCAAACAAACCACAGCUCUUUUAUGACCCCAGGUUCACAUUUCUGAUGUAUCUUAAUGAAAUUAAACGUCGGUACCGUGAACUUGACCUGUCGGAUGGACCGGUCGAUUCCAACAAAUAUGAUCUCCCCAAGCUCCCUUUCAACUGGGCUGACUGGAUGGACCUUACGGUACUCAACGAGGACCUCUCAAAGCCCCUAGAACAACGUAUGACUUGCGAGAUCAUCCGCUCGUUCACCAAUAAUGAUCCAGACCCUUCGUACUUUUGUUUCAACAACAACAACUACACCGACGACCAAAUCAGUCAAAUGGGGUUCCGCCGACGUGAGCAAUUGCCUGGUUUUGUCAUCCACUCGCAUUCUACUCAUGAUGAUAGACCAUUCAAUGAUAUUCGUAUUCUUGAAAGCAAGUCUUACGCUUUAACUCAACAUCUUCCCAAACCUUAUAAGGUGGUUUUCUUGAAUGGAGACAACAAAGGUGGAACCUAUGAGUUCGAGGUGGACCAAAACAGCAACCAGCGGUUGGCCAGCUCUCCUAUAGUCACCGACUAUAUCAAGUCUAACGGCUUUGAUAUCGAGUCCAUCGACGAACAAACGUUAUUACGUCUUGAUUUGCCCAAGGAAUUUGAGGACUUGAAGUCCAAGGUGACACCACGGUACUUGAAUGAAGACGACGACACCCACAAGAUGUACCAGGUGUUGAGACAGCAGAGCGAUCCCAAGGCAUCUCGUGAAUUAGAACUCACACCAGAAAUGUUCAACUACCAUCUGUCGAUGAUCAAAAAUCAGAUCUAUUUCUAUGAGAACCGCCACGAAAUACCGUUGGACCAGCUUUCUGUCCAAGAAAAACUGUACUAUAAUGGGUUGGUCGAAUGCUCGAAUUACGACGAUAAAACCGAACCCACUUACUUCAAAAUGGCUACUAUCCGUAUCGACGACGAUAGAAACAGAGACCGCGAAUGGGGCUGGCAUUAUGACUGGCGUUUCUUCAAUGGAGCCCUCAACUAUGACAGAAUUGGAUGGACUGAACGAGAACUCACCACCAGAACCAAUAUUAUUCUCGAUCGUCUUUUGAGAAAUUGGAACCGCUUUGCUGAGGAAAAGGGGAUCAUCACCUGGAUUAUGCAUGGUCCGCUACUUUCGUGGUACUGGGAUGGAUUAAUGUUCCCCUUUGACGUAGACAUCGACAUCCAAAUGCCGGCGGUGGAGUUGGCUCGUCUUGCUCGAAGCUAUAACCAAACCUUGGUAGUCGAGGACCCCACAGAAGGCUACGGGCGCUUCUUGAUAGACGUUGGAACAUACAUCCACAAUAGGGGAAUUUCAGAAAAAUCGAAUCAUAUCGAUGCUCGGUUUGUCGAUGUCGACUCAGGCAUAUACAUCGAUAUUACCGGCUUGAGCAAGUCAAAAGCAAAUACUCCCGAGGAGUAUAACGACAAUGGAUUGGCAAACAUAGAAAAGGGUUUCGAGGAUGAUCAGGUUGAAAUUUACAACGACCGUAGAAAGCAUUUCUACAAGCUCGAGCAACUCUCACCACUCAGAUACUCUAUGCUUGGAGGGGUUCCAGUAUUUAUUCCGCUGACUAUCACAGACAGAUUGAUAUUCGAGUACUCCAAGGGAUUGUCCGACUACGAAUUCCACGAUUGGUACUUUGUCAACCGAUUGAAUUUAUGGUUGCGAAAAGAGCAGUUGGCGCCAGUAUUUAACCAGGAAGAAGUAACGGACGAAAAUGGUAUAAAUCGCGACAAAUUGCUCAACAAAGUCACCCACAUGACAGACGACCAGGUUCUCCAGCUCCUAGAGAACGACAACAUACUAACAGAGUAUUAUCUUACAAAAGAGGUUACUGAUUUACACACUAAAGAACGCCAGUAUUUGUUCGAUUCUCUCGGCCGGGAUAACGAGGAGCUCAAAACAAACCCAGAGUUGAGGAAGAAAUACAACGAGUUCACUGCUCAGUUCAAGAUGAGAAAACCUAUUCGAAAAUCUCUCUACGACUACGAAUACUUUGAACGCCUUAAACACCAUUAA
Messenger RNA from Meyerozyma guilliermondii ATCC 6260, 2412 nucleotides. RefSeq lists its product as uncharacterized. The transcript has a single exon. Bases 1 to 2412 code for a protein of 803 amino acids. NCBI's taxonomy places the organism in Eukaryota, Fungi, Ascomycota, Pichiomycetes, Serinales, Debaryomycetaceae. The record is from RefSeq and is a predicted model, not a curated record.